AUGUCGGCGGGCCCACCACCUACAAACUUCGGGCCUUCUAUGCCCAGAGCGUCGUCGUUCUCGCGCCGAGAGAGCACUUUACAAAGCCCACUUUCCGUGCAUCCGCAGUCGCAGUACUACCAGUAUCCUCAAGGGCCGGGACCAGGGACUUGGGUUGCGCCAGAGGCGUAUCACCGCUCAUCCAUUCCUCAUCAGCCACAAGAGGAGUAUUACGAUUACCGUCGUCCGUCAUAUGCAUAUCCGCCACAAGCCCAGACACCACCUCAUUAUCAACCCUAUCCACCUCCUCAAGACCCUCGAGCGAGCCAGCAACAAGUUCAGUACUACAAUUUCCAUCAUGGCGACGGCGCUUAUCCAGGCUAUCCCUCCCGGAAGCGUCGAGGAAACCUACCGAAGGACGCGACGGCAAUUCUCAAGCAGUGGUAUGAUGCGCACAGAGCUUCGCCUUACCCGACGGAGGACCAGAAACAGAUGCUUGUGCAUCAAACGCAGCUCACGCUCAACCAAGUCAGCAAUUGGUUUAUCAAUGCCAGGCGCCGCACGCCGGGCAAGGAGAGGCAGGAGCGCGUUCAAAAUGGCGACAACGGCGCCGAUAAUAGCGCCGACAACAGCGGCCAGAACGGCGACGACAACGGCGGCGAAAACGGCGCCGAGAACGACGGCCAAACCUGA
Coniosporium apollinis CBS 100218 is the source of this 672-nucleotide messenger RNA. RefSeq lists its product as uncharacterized. NCBI's taxonomy places the organism in Eukaryota, Fungi, Ascomycota, Dothideomycetes. Gene Ontology annotation, biological process: regulation of transcription by RNA polymerase II. Gene Ontology annotation, molecular function: RNA polymerase II cis-regulatory region sequence-specific DNA binding; DNA-binding transcription factor activity, RNA polymerase II-specific. The transcript has 2 exons. The record is from RefSeq and is a predicted model, not a curated record. Bases 1 to 672 code for a protein of 223 amino acids.